Molecule: messenger RNA, 3372 nt
Organism: Adelges cooleyi (spruce gall adelgid)
Lineage: Eukaryota; Metazoa; Arthropoda; Insecta; Hemiptera; Adelgidae
Gene: dnc
Product: cAMP-specific 3',5'-cyclic phosphodiesterase
Exons: 15
Coding region: 446-2533 (695 amino acids)
Biological process (GO): signal transduction
Cellular component (GO): cytosol; nucleus; perinuclear region of cytoplasm
Molecular function (GO): 3',5'-cyclic-AMP phosphodiesterase activity
Source: RefSeq, a predicted model, not a curated record
GCCCUUGCGAUCCACCACCGCGGGCCUUCCGUCUCUGUCCGGCACAGGCCGACAACAGCAAGGCCAAGGACAACAGCAACAGCAACAACAGCAACAACAGCAGCAGCAACAGUCGUCGACGCGUCUAUUGUCGUCGGACAGCAACAGUAGCAAACAACAGCAGCUGCUGCACGACAUCGAGGAGGAAGACGACGACGACCAGCAGACGUUGCCGCCCACCGAAGACGAGUGUCUGCUGUCGGGUAGCUCGUGCUCGCUGACUGUCAGGAAGACGGCCAACAGCUCGUCGCCCACUUUCAACAACUCGGCGGCCGCUUCGGCGGUGUCUCUAAAGUUUCCCGCGUCCACCGCCGACCGGAAACGCAAGAAAAACUUGCGCACCAAAAGCGUGACGAGCACGACGAGCUCGGACACUUGCGGCAGUGGCGGAGCCGCUCCGGUCAAAAUGCAGGCCGAACAGGGCAGCAUAGGCGACCUGCAGAAGUACCACAAGUUCCUCAGAAACCGCCGCCACACUCUAGCUAACGUUCGCUUCGAUGUGGAAAAUGGAGCCGGCACGAGUCCCGGGAGAUCUCCACUGGACGGUGGGGGAACUUCCCCGUCCGCCGGUUUGGUGCUGCAGAACUUACCUCAGCGCCGGGAGUCGUUCCUGUACAGGUCCGACUCGGAUUUCGAGGUUUCGCCCAAGUCCAUGUCCAGGAACUCGUCCAUAGCAAGCGAAAGAUUAAAAGAGACUGAAGCCAUUUUGGAAAGAUCAACCCACGGCGAAGAUCUCAUUGUAACACCGUUCGCACAAAUAUUGGCAAGCCUGCGAAGUGUACGCAACAACUUCUUGAGCCUUACCAACGUGCCCACGCAAAAAUCUCGGAGAUCAUCCGGAACUGCGGGCAACAACACACCGCAAAACAGAGUCGUCAACCCCGGAGAUGACGCAUACCUCAAAAUGUCGAUUGAAACAAUUGAGGAAUUGGACUGGUGUUUGGAUCAGUUGGAAACCAUCCAGACGCACAGAUCUGUUUCAGAUAUGGCUUCGUCAAAGUUCAAACGAAUGCUUAACAAAGAGCUGAGUCACUUUUCCGAGUCAAGCAAAUCUGGAAAUCAAAUAUCCGAAUAUAUAUGCUCUACUUUUCUCGACAAACAACAGGAGCUGGAUAUCCCGUCGCUUCGCCAGGAAGACCUCCAGCAGGACGAGGCCCGGCAGGCUAAAGCGUUGGCGGCGGCGGCCGCGUCGUCGUGUUCUUCUUCUUCUGCGGGGCCGGCCAGCAGUUCUCAGCCGGCGGGGUCGCAGUCCAAGAAAAAAGACAACGUGGUCAAGUCCAAAGUAACGCCCAUGUCACACAUUUCCGGUGUGAAACGGGCAUUGUCGCACACUAACAGCUUUGCCGGAGAAAGACUACCCAAGUUCGGUGUGGACACAGUCAAGGAAGAAGAGCUCGGAUCCACGUUGGCCGAAAUCGACAAAUGGGGCAUCGACAUAUUCCGGAUAUCAGACCUGACCAACAACCGACCUUUGACCGCAAUCGCGUACACCGUUUUCCAGAACCGAGAACUCCUCAAGACGUUCAUGAUACCGGCCAAGACGUUCGUGACGUUCAUGAUGACCCUAGAGGACCAUUACGCCAAAGACAAUCCUUUCCACAACAGCACGCACGCCGCAGACGUUGUCCAGUCCACCAACGUUCUGUUGAACUCGCCUGCGCUGGAGAGCGUGUUUACGCCUCUGGAGAUCACGGCUGCCCUCUUCGCCGCCGCCAUACACGACGUCGACCAUCCCGGGCUGACCAAUCAGUUUCUCAUCAACUCAAGUUCCGAAUUGGCGCUCAUGUACAACGACGAGUCUGUACUGGAAAACCAUCAUCUGGCCGUGGCCUUUAAGCUUUUGCAAAACGAAGGAUGCGACAUAUUCCAAAAUGUCAGCAAAAAACAAAGGCAGACGCUCCGGAAAAUGGUUAUCGACAUGGUGCUAUCCACCGAUAUGUCCAAACACAUGAGUCUGUUGGCCGACCUAAAAACCAUGGUGGAAACGAAAAAAGUGGCCGGUUCGGGUGUACUGUUGUUGGACAAUUAUACAGACAGGAUACAAGUCUUACAGAAUUUAGUGCACUGCGCGGAUUUGAGUAAUCCCACCAAACCGCUGGAACUCUACAAGAGAUGGGUGGACCUUCUGAUGGAAGAGUUCUUCCAACAGGGUGACAAAGAGCGAGAACAAAACUUGGACAUCAGUCCGAUGUGCGACAGACACAGCGCCACAAUUGAGAAGUCACAAGUGGGAUUCAUCGACUACAUUGUACAUCCUCUCUGGGAAACUUGGGCCGAUCUGGUGCAUCCCGACGCCCAAGACAUACUGGACACACUCGAAGAAAACCGAGACUGGUAUCAAAGCAUGAUCCCGCCCAGUCCACCUGCCACCGAAUCGGCCGACGACCGCGACAGCGGCGACGACGAGUCCAAACCCGGCGGCGACCAGGACCCGAACAUCCGGUUCCACGUGACACUGGAAGAAGGCGACGAAGACUCGGUGGCGGCGAUGUGACGCAAACUGGUCGGCUGGUGUCGCAAACUGGGCGAAAAAGUCAACUACUGGUGGAAGACCAAAUGAACGACGAGUCCACGGCACGACCAACGACAACCCCCUUUUGUGGAGAGUCUCGUUGGACUUCAAAUAAUGCCACCCUCUCCCACACCCCCAAGCCUCCGACACAAGCAACCCCCUCGACCCUGAAAAAGUUAUAAUCGUUUGUGUUUGCGUGUUUGUGUUUCUAUAUGUGUUUGUACGUGUGAAAACAAUAAAAAUAAAAAAAAACCAUCUUUUUUUCUCUGUCUAAACUUGAUAACAAAAAAAAAAAAAACAUUAUAUAAGUCCUAUAUAAUUUUCAUCUUUUUAUUUUAUACUCGCCCGAAAAAAGGAUCGUUAAAAAAGCGGUGGUAUAUUCGUUAAUCUCAUUUACAUUGUAGAGUACGUGUUAUAUAAUAUCAUGAUGAUGAUCGAUAUGCGCAUAAUAUAAUAUGAAAAAAAAAAAAAACAUUACACGAAUAAAAUAUUAAAUCACUUUAUAUAUAUAUAUAUAUAUAAUAUAUAUGUAAUUUCGUUGUUAAAAAUUAUCAUACAUUUAAGUAACGUAUUAUUAAUUAAGUAUUAUAGUUUUGAGAAAGAGUGAGUGAGAAAAUGUUUUGUUUUAUCCUUUAUGUAUAAGCGCAGUGUUCUCUCGAUUUGAUUUUGAUUUGUUUUUUAAUAAUAUCCAUUAUCGUUCUGGUUUAUAGAUGUUGUUAUAAUAUUAUUAUCAAUCAAAAUAUAUUAUUAAAUAUAAAAAAUACACUAAAAAAUAAACGUUACGGUCGAUUAAAUUUGAAAAAAAGAUAUAUAAAUUAAUA